Molecule: messenger RNA, 5761 nt
Organism: Copidosoma floridanum
Lineage: Eukaryota; Metazoa; Arthropoda; Insecta; Hymenoptera; Encyrtidae
Gene: wde
Product: Fibronectin-III type domain-containing protein windei
Biological process (GO): regulation of DNA-templated transcription
Cellular component (GO): transcription regulator complex; nucleus
Molecular function (GO): protein binding; transcription coregulator activity
Source: RefSeq, a predicted model, not a curated record
AUGGAUGCAGUCAAUAUUUUUAAAUUACCCUCUAAUGAGUCAUUAUUACAUAGAAACAUACCAGAAAUAUCUGACAGUUCUAACGAAAAAUGUAAAGAAACCUUUUGCAAUAAUGAGUCAGAUAAGGAUGAUAUACUUUUAAGAUUUUCUGAUGUUGAAGAAGAAAUUUCAGCAUGUUCUAAUAAUCAAACUAACUUUCAACCAAAACAAAAUGAUCUGGAAAUUGAUGUACAAGCAGCAACUUCUGCUGAGGUUACCUCAAAACCAGAGAAAGAAAAGCUGACAAACAGUCAAAACUUGACUGAUAAAGAAAAUAUUGUUUUAAUUAAAGUACCUCGGAAUUCUAAAAUCUGCAGCUUAAAAUCCAAGUUUGCAGAUGCAAGUUGUGGUGUUGGUAGAAAAGAGUCUAUUAUGAGUGGCAGUGAUCGAUUAGGGAUGUAUAACGGCUCCAAGCACUGGAAUUUCAAUAAAGGAUGGAAAGGUAUGAAUUCAUCUCGUGGUUAUUCUCACCGUGGUGGUGGAGAUUGGUACAAGCAACCAUAUUCAGAUAAAGAUAAGUACAGCAAGACUCAUUAUCAUAAUCAAAGCAAAUUCAGAUUGCACAAUACCCCAAGAUCAAUGUUUCAAAGUGGACCUUUGGAUAAAAAUAGAGUGUCCAAAAAAGACAAUGUUAAACUAGCCCAAAAAUUGAAACACAGUUUGUCAACUUCAGAAAUUAGUAAAGAAAAGAAACAGUUGGUAAAGGAAAAUGGCCUUCUUCAUGGUUUGAGGCCUGGAACCAGUAGUAUACAAAAAAAUAAGUCAAUUGAAGAUGCCAAAAAUAGCCUAAACUCUAUCAAAAUCGUAAACGUUACUUCUGAGCAUAAAGAAAAUAUUUCAAGUGUAAAGUCAUCUUCUGAACAAAAAAACAAAGACAGUACUAGUGAUGUUUUGAGAAUUAAAAGAGACAAAAUUGUUAGGGAUAAUCCUUCUACUGUGACCAAAGAGUGCGAAGUUGUGGAGCUUGAUGAUGAUGAUGAUAACUCUGAUAGUCAAGAAAGUAGAUGUAAUUAUAAUGGCAUUGUUCAAAAAGUUAUCGAUGACGAUGACGAUGCAGAUUGCAUUAUUACGGAAGAAAUGAUUCCACAAAAGAGAUGCGUGAUCAGUGAAGUGACCAGUGAAAUGCAAAUUAAGAUUGUUGAUGUUGCAACCAGUAAAGAGGAUAUGAUGGAUGAAGAUAAUAAUGAAACAGUUAUGGAAGUGGAUGAUAGUAGUAGUCAAAGUGGUUGUGAAAUUGAUGAGCAGUGUGAUGAGGCUGGUCCUAGUGUUGUCCAACUCGUCAAUACAUUUGAAACCGCAUCAAAUUUACAAUGUAUAGAAGCAAUGCAUGAAAAUGAUAAUAAUUCGAGCGAGAUUCUUCUGAGUGAAGAUAUUAAUGAAGAAAACAAAGAGGAAUCAGAACAAAUAGCAGAAGAAAUUGUGGAACAAGAAGAUGAAAAAGUCGAAGAAAAAGAGCAGGAAAAAGUUGAAGAAGAAAUAGACCAACCAGAUGUAAUAGAAAGAGUAGAAGAAGUGGCAGCAGAAGUUGCACAAAGCACUGAAGAGAGCAUGGUCUGUGAGGAACAUGAAGAGCCAGAUAGAAUAGAUAACAUUGGAGAAAAAGAAAAUGAAGAGACAACAGAUGCUGAAGACAUGAACAAUGAAGAGGAGACAAAUAAGGAUGAAAAUAUCGUUCAAGGUGAAAUAAACGUUCCAGACGAAAAAGAUUCAGAAGAAAAAGUUGCAGAAGUAACAGAUUCAGAAGAAAAAUUACCAGAAGAGAAAGCUCUAGAAGAAAAAUUACUAGAAGAGAAAGCUCUAGAAGAAAAAUUACCAGAAGAGGAUGCUCUAAAAGAAAAUUUAGUAGAAGAUAAAGUACCUGAAGAGAAAGAUCUAGAAGAAAAAGUACCAGAAGAGAAAGAGCCAGAAGAGACAAAUUCAGAAGAAAAAGUACCAGAAGAGAAAGAUCUAGAAGAAAAAGUACCAGAAGAGAAAGAUCUAGAAGAAACAGUAUCAGAAGAGAAAGAUUUAGAAGAAAAAGUAGCAGAAGAGAAAGAUCAAGAGAAAAAUCUGCCAGAAGAGAAAGAUUCAGAAGAAAAAGAACUUAUAAACGAAGCUGAACCGAUGGAAAUCAGUAAUACUGAUGAAAACGAAGAAAGGAUAGAAAAAGCCAAGGAGGUCUCUGGGAUUGAUGAACUACAGGAUAAUGAAACAGAAGACAUUGAAAAUCAGGAAGGUGUAGAAGAAAAAACUGAUGAUGCUGCAGUUCAAGAAACUGAAGAGGUCAGUGAAGCUAUGGAUGUACAGAGUGAUGUUGGAUCUCCCAAGCCACUUAUGAUAGAUGAGACUGCAAGUACUGAAUCUAAUGAUGCCAGACCUGAUGACAAAAACGAUGAUACCACUCCUCCCAAGACACCUGAUGCUUCUGACAAUACUGAACAGCCAACAGCAUCACCUGCUGAAACUGGCAAGGAUUCAAAAAAUGAAGAAGAAAAGGUCAAAGAUAACAAAGAAGAAGAGAAAGAUGAAGAAAAAUCUAGUGCAGGUGAAGUGCCAGAAAAAGACAGUAAUAUCGUUGAAGAACUCGAUAUUGUGGAAGAUGAUAAUGCAACGGAAUCGCCCAAGUCGAAGGACGGUUAUGCUGACAAAACGAAAGACGAUAAUGUAGAUAACACGUCGACCUGCAGCAAUGACACAUCAUCAACUCUUCCCAUUGGUGAAUUGGAAGAAGUGAAAACAAGCGGAACAAACGAAAACGAACCCGCAAUCGUUCAAAAAAAACGGCGUAAAAAAAGGGAUGACCUUGAAAUCCCAGGGUUUGAAAUUCAAGCAAAAUCACCAUCCCCCAGCCAAAUGAUAAACGAAUUCUUCAAGUCUGUAACGCUGUUAAUAGAAAAGGGAGUGCGACAAAAGCGACGCUCGGCUCGCAAGGCCGAGGACAUCAUACGCAAGGAAAUACUAAAAGGUGACGAGGACGAGGACGACUCGAGCGACGAAUCCAACAAAAUAGCAGCUUACAACAACCACAAGAAGCAACAGCAGCAGCCGAGUACGUCGUUGAAUUUGCCGAGAUCGCUAUCGCCAUCCUCGCUCAAGCGAUCCUUCCAGGAGCUCGACAACGCGGUCGAGAGCAAUACCACUAAAAGACUGAGAGCCGAGGAGGCAGCUGCGUCUGCCGCGGCCGAGAAAAAGGAGCUAUCAAAGGAGAACAAAGUUGAUCUCAAGGGUCUGGUCAGGGAUAUAUCGCAAGAGGAUAUCAAGAAAAAACUGACGAGCCUGACGAGCAAGGAAAUAGAAGCACUGUUGCUGCAAAAAAUCGUCGAAUGUAUAACGAUCCGUGGUGAAAUGGGAAAACUUCGCGAGCAGGCGCGCGCGUCGAAGAGAACCCAAGAAGCAACACGUGCUAAGUGUCAGCAGCUUCAGAAACAAGUAGAAGGAUUCGAGAUGGUUUUGAAGCGAAUAACGUACGACAAAACCCUCAACCAAGACAAAUACGUGCAGCCGAUCAAAAUCAAUCGUUCCGUUGGUCUUCAGGUCAAUUUCCAGUCUGUAAGUGAUCAUGGUAUACAAAAUCUGAAGCAAAUUCAGGCAUUCAGAGCUAACGCUUCGGCCACAAGAGCAGCAGCAGCGACAGCUUCGACAUCCACGGUAUCGUCCCCAGUGUACGACAACCACGUGUCGAGUCCCAAAAAGAUAAUAAAAAUCCGCUCGCCCCGUAAACCAGAAAUGUCCGUCGUAUCUAUGGUCAGUCAGACGUCCACCGGCAAUUCUACGAUUUGUUCGACGCCCAUGACGACCAUUACCGGCACCACAGCCCAAAUCACGAGUAAGCUCCUCGAAGCGAGCAACAAACGGCCGAUCACUCUGCAAAACGCUGGGAACAUCAUGCAGAUUUUACAACCCAGUAGUCAGCAGCAACAUCAACAAACUCUCAUUGUUAACAGGACCAUUCAGAAGCCAACACAAACGGUUUCGGCUAAUAAUGGCAACACGAACAAUAGCAGUGUUACUACCAAUAACAACUCCAAUGACCUCAUAGAUUUGACUGACGAAGAAGACAAGAACAAAUCCAAGUUUGCUGUUGGGCAAACUACUCGUCAAAUUCCUGCUCCAUCUGUACAGCCCGUUAAUAAUACUGCAAUCAGUAGGGUUCCUACAAGAGUAUUCCAAGCUGUCACUACCAGUGGUGUUCCGCUCUCCAGUGCAACUAAUCUUAGAUUAGUUACUACUAAUUCUCAAUCGUCCCCUAAUGCCAUAGUAAACAAUUUGAAUGGUCAAAAAGUGACUUAUGGCACGGUAGUUAUGAAUGGGAAUAAACAGUUGUUACUAACUAGUAAUCAGAUACGGCAAGUUUCAAGUGUACAAGGAAAAAAUAUUACCACUCUUUACAAUAAACAAGGACUGCCAACGCUAGCUAAUGGACAAACGCUACGAGUCCUACAACCUACUACAACACUUCAGGCACAAGUAUUACGUCAUCCAGCUUCCUUACCCGAGAACACAACACCAGUUGUAUCGAAUCCAAAUUGGAAAUUGCCGCCACCUGCUCCAUCGUUAAAAAUAUCAAAAGUAGCUACUGGAAUCGUUUUAUCGUGGAACAUGAACUUGACGGAUAAGUUUGCCAAUAUCGCUAGUUAUCAAUUGUUUGCGUAUCAAGAGGUCGCGGGAACGGCCCCCAGUCCCAAUAUUUGGAAAAAAAUUGGUGACGUUCGAGCACUGCCACUGCCCAUGGCUUGUACUUUGACUCAAUUUACAGAAGGAAAUAGUUAUCAUUUUGCCGUACGGGCCGUCGAUGAGCAUAGUAGAUUUGGGCAUUACAGUAAUCCGGGAAAUAUUUCGCUCUAGAAACAAUUACGAAAAUUAGUAGGAAUGUGUUAAAAACAACGGUUGAAUAUCCUUGUUCUUCAUUACAUGAAGCGAGCAAUCAAUUUAAAUUUUACAUGGGCGCUUGAGUGCUGAAGCUCUAGUUCAUAUACAUCUUUGUAAUAUAGUAAUUCUUGAUUUCUAGUUUAGCGAGGCAAAUCUGUACUGUUUUUUAAUUAAGGUCACGUAAACAAUGUAAAGAUACACCGUAAAUCUUUUUUAAGUAGGAUUUGACAAAGCCGUUCUUUAUAACUUUUUCUCUAUUUUUUUUUUCUUCAAUAUAUAAAAUCAACAUCAGAGUUUUCAUUUCAAUUACAAGUCUUGGUAACGUUACGAAUUUUUUUUAUUUUUUUUAUUUCUGUUAUCUCUGCUUUUCAGAAGGAACGUUAAACGAUUUGAAAUUUAUUUCUAUGUUGAUUCAAAUCCGCCAAAUUGUUAAAGUUUUAAGAGACCUUUCAUGCAGAGAUGCAGUGUUUUAUAUUAAAAUUGAAUAAAUUGAAGCAAUAUGGUUAACUGCUUAAGUUCAAAAUGGGGCUUAAAAUUUAUAAAAGUAAUUGUUCCAUUUGGUUUCAGCCCUAUAUAAAUUUGUUUAGUACAAUUACUUCGUGUAUGUUAGUCAUAAGGUUUUAAUUUAUUUGUUAUUUGUACAAUGUAAAAAAUUUGUGCAAGCUGUGAUGAGCUUGUGUAUUACUAAGAAAUGAAAGAUUUUAAGUUGAGGAAUAAAUAUAAAAAGUCGGAAAGUGAAUAGGGCUUUAUUGAAGGACAGGCAAAGUGUACGUUUGUAAAUGCCACUGUCUUGUUCGACUUGAACUUUAUAGAUAUAAAAAAUUUUGUAACAAGAUUAUGUGUAUAAAUCAUAUGAAAUGAAAAUUGGAAAAGA